Molecule: messenger RNA, 504 nt
Organism: Adineta ricciae
Lineage: Eukaryota; Metazoa; Rotifera; Eurotatoria; Adinetida; Adinetidae
Source: the annotation of a GenBank genome assembly
AUGUGUAUACUAUAUUUGUAUAGAAAAUCGACUGUUUUCAGUCUUCUCCUUCGAUUUUAUGAUCCUCAAAAAGGUACCAUCCUUCUCGAUGGUCGUGACUUACGCGAUUUCAAUGUUCAAUGGUUACGAUCGAUUAUCGGUAUCGUUCAACAAGAGCCCAUUCUUUUCAAUCUAAGUAUCCGAGAAAAUAUCGCUUAUGGUCGAUUGGGAAGACCAGUAACGGACGAAGAGAUCUAUCAUGUUUCGAAACUUGCAAAUAUUCAUGAUGCUAUUAUCAAUAUGCCCGAGGGCUAUCAAACAAUAUGCGGUUCAAGAGGUUCGCAAUUGAGUGGAGGUGAACGGCAGCGUGUUGCAAUUGCGCGAGCUCUUCUUCGUCAACCAAUUUUAUUUCUAUCUGAUGAAUCUACUGCCGCUCUCGAUAAUAUCUCGGAGAAAGCAAGAGACUUCAAAAUAACUACUAUAAUGUCGUUUAUUUCACUUUGUAGCUUGUUCAACAAGCACUAG